AUGACUGAAUCCAUGAGCAUCCCUGGUACAGUCCACCUUGUGGAUCUGGACCAUGACAUGCAUGCCCGUCAUGCCAGUUCAUCUGCCGACAUUGUCCUCAACCCUACUCCAUCCAAAGACCCCAAUGAUCCAUUGAACUGGACUCCCCGUCGCAAGCUACUCUCACUGAUUUGCCAGAACCUAUAUACAUGGUUUGCUGGCUUUUCAGUGUCUACCGUCUAUUCGGUUCUCGUACCCCUCUCUGCCCAGUCUGGCGUUUCCAUCGCCACUCUGAAUGAGGGAACGGGAUAUAUGUUCCUCUUUCUUGGCUGGAGUCUUCUCUUCUGGCAGCCCUUCUCUUUACGCUAUGGCAAACGCUUGACUUAUCUGAUCUCUAUCCUUGGUGCGAUAGGCACAACUAUUUGGAGUGCAUAUGUCAAGAGCGAUGGAGAGUGGCUAGCUAAGUGCAUUAUCCAAGGUUUCUUCAUUUCUCCCAUUGAAGCCCUUCCUGAGAUCUCAGUCACCGACAUCUACUUCACCCACGAGCGUGGUACAUACAUGGGAAUUUAUUCGUUCACCCUCGCUGGCAGCAAUUACUUCGCCCCAGUUGUUUGUGGCUUUAUCGCCGAUUACCAGGGCUGGCAGUGGGUCUUUUACUGGCCCGCUAUCUUCCUGGCAGCUGUAUUUGUCUUCCUCUUCCUCUUCAUGGAAGAGACGAACUACACCAGAGAACCUGUUUCUGAGGACACUCCUGAGGCUUCUUUCUCCCAGGGUGAGAUCAAGAACGAAAAGAGUGGUUCUGUAGCUGCGGAUACACCAGCUGCGGAGAACGGCGAGGUUUACAACACCCCAAAGACCUUCAUCCAGAAGAUGUCGCUUUGGCAGCCAUCGCCGGGACAAAGCAUGUUCAAACGAUCAUGGCGAUCACUGAAGUAUCUGACCUGGCCUGUCAUCUUCUACGCCGGUUUCUCCUACGGUUCAUACCUCAUCUGGUUCAACGUCCUCAACGCCACAGCGUCACUCAUUCUCUCUGGAGAGCCGUACAACUUUAGCUCUUCCAUGGUUGGCCUGAGCUAUCUUGCUUGCUGCGUUGGCGUCAUCAUUGGAGCUCUAGUCUCUGGCAGACUCAGUGAUAUUCUGACCAUCAGGCUUGCCCGACGCAAUGGUGGCAUCAUGGAAGCUGAAAGCCGCCUUUGGCCAUUUGCCACCUGUGUCGUCGUGGUCCCUUCUGCGCUUAUUCUCUGGGGUGUUGGAGCUGCCCAGGAAGUCCACUGGUUUGGACUUGUCUUUGCGAUGGGCUGUCUUGCGUUUACUAGCGCCGUAGGCGUCACUCUGAGUGUCAACUAUCUCAUCGAUAGUUAUCAUGGCAUUAGUGGCGAUGCGAUCGUUACUGUCAUUCUCAUUCGAAACACCAUGUCUUUCGCAAUUAGCUAUGGCAUUACUCCUUGGAUUACUCAUCUUGGGUAUCAAAACUGCUUCAUCUCAGCAGCCUUUGUCGGAAUGGCAGCAUCAUCUGCGUUUUUUAUCAUGAUUGUUUAUGGCAAGAAGUUUAGAACUCGUAGUGCUGAGAGAUAUUAUCAGCUGGCCGAGGAUGGUCAAGGAAGCCACUGA
Messenger RNA from Fusarium subglutinans, 1590 nucleotides. Its product is annotated as serine threonine kinase 16. The coding region runs from base 1 to 1590 and encodes 529 amino acids. NCBI's taxonomy places the organism in Eukaryota, Fungi, Ascomycota, Sordariomycetes, Hypocreales, Nectriaceae. The transcript has 6 exons. Gene Ontology annotation, biological process: transmembrane transport. The record is from RefSeq and is a predicted model, not a curated record. Gene Ontology annotation, molecular function: transmembrane transporter activity.